AAGGUAUUGCGCGUCCGGGGCGCGAGGAGGAGCGAGGAAGAAGAGAGAAAGAGGGAGGCCUGGAGAGAGUAAUGAUCGUGACGACGACGGUCGCGCGAACAAAUGAACACCUCGGCACAGCGUUCGGGAUAUUCCAAUCCCAUUUCUGUCAUUGCAGAGAUGUGAGGAAUGAUCACGUGGGUGAUGGUCGGGCUGCUCCUGGCUGCGGAAACUUGCGGCAGAAACGUCCUCUCCGGAAACGGAAACGGAAAGGAGGAGUCGAAGCAGAAGGACGGGCUGAAGGGAAUAACCGCGGAGGAGGAAGACAUCUACCGUCUAACGUGCUACACUUGCGUCAACGUCAGCGAUAACCAGAUGUGCAACGAAUGGGCGAUAGAUACACCGUGUCCGGCGGGCGGCCGGGACUUCUGCAGAUCGCUGCACAUUUUGGACAGCCGAGGGAAUAGCGUGUUGGUGAGCAAGAGCUGUGUGAGCAGCGCGGAAUGCGGCCCUGCCUCCGUCGGUUGCAUCCCGGUGGACACGCAGCAGAUCUGCAUAAGUUGCUGCGACCUGAGCUACUGCAACAUCGAGUCGCCGACCAACUCCACCAACGCCAUUUUCUCGCGCAAACGGCGCGCCAAAUCGAAGUCGAAACGCAAACGACCCGGUAGGAACGGGGUCGAGGGCAACCGGUUCUACGGGGGUGGCGGCGCGCUCUGGCUCCUGGCCUCACUCUUCUAUGCAUAUCAUUGCUGAGGAAGCAGCAACGCGGAAGAAUUCUAGUUAGAAGACACGCGCACCAGGCAGCUCGGGAAAUGAUCCUUCUUCUCCUACGAGUUUCGCGGGACGUGAAUUGAAAUUAUCCCGCGAGAUCUGUCUAUUUCUCUAUUCGAACGGAACGAUCCUAUAUAUAUCCUUGUACAUUCUCUCGUCUUCUCGACUGAUAGCAUAUCCAUUUUUCCUUUCUUCUUCUUUUCUUUUUUUUUCAUCAUCAUCAUCAUCAUCUCUACAUUCUCUCGUUAUUUCGUGUUAUUCGUGAUUCUACGCGUAUACUAUCGCGAAGCUUCGGAAAAUCUUUGCCCUAAAGAUUUCCACCGUUUCGUCUAUCCCUAUCGACGACGCGGAAUAAAUUGCGGGAAACGUUACGAUAUUGUAUAUCGACACGAACGAUCGAGUAUUCUUACGGCGUAAGAUAGUGAAAUUAGGAGUCUGUUCGUCUUCUAUUUCCUUCGUUAACCGAUCCGAGUUCCGAUCCCCUAACGAAGGGGAGGAGGGUUUGUCGCUCAGGAUCAAGCUUCCGACGAAUCCUGCGCUGUCUGAAUAGUAUGUAUAGUAUAACCGAGGGCCGAUUCAAAGACUCUCAGUGAUGGAAAAAGGAAUUGUUCUCUUCUCGUAGUAGCGUAGUUGCUAUGCCUUGUUAGAAAACGAAGAAGAAAAAAAAAAAAAAGAAAAGAAAAGAAAAGAAAAGGAAAAAA
This is a messenger RNA of Apis dorsata (giant honeybee), 1454 nucleotides long. RefSeq lists its product as uncharacterized. The record is from RefSeq and is a predicted model, not a curated record. The coding region runs from base 169 to 735 and encodes 188 amino acids. The transcript is spliced from 6 exons. NCBI's taxonomy places the organism in Eukaryota, Metazoa, Arthropoda, Insecta, Hymenoptera, Apidae. Gene Ontology annotation, molecular function: acetylcholine receptor regulator activity.